GACGUGGCUAAGGACGGAACGGAAACGGUCCCACCGUAUUAUUGGUCCCCCGGUUUGCGCAGCAGUUUCUACCAUGAUUUGUGAUCUUCGGUUCAUUUUAUCGGUUCAAAACGCAGCUGGAACAAGAUGUAGUUUAUAACUUAGUCCGGUCCGUCAUCCGAUUCAGAUGUGAAGGCAAAGGCGUCAACAUGUCGACUUCAUUCAUUGGUCGUGAAUAACGUAUUCUACGCUAAACAUGGACUCGGACCGGAGGAGAGACAGCCGCAGUUGGGACUGGGACAGUCCGCAAUGCCGAGCCCAGCUGGACGAGAUCUUUUUCCGCCGACAUGACUACAUCCAGGCCGGAGCCCCGGAGCACCGGGAGUUCUGGUCCUUUUUUGACCGCUUCCAACGGUUCAAAACCAAGAAGGACAUGUCCGGGCCCGGGGACCAGGGGGGCGGAGGAGACUGGAGAAAGCCCGGCACGGCCAAGGUGGACCUCGGCCUCCCGAGAGAGUACGAUGCUCGUUACCGCAUUAACGUAUCCGUGGUUACCGGGGACGUGGAGGAGCGCCUCGGGAAGUCCGAGCAGCGCGGCCGGCAGAGGUCCUCCGGCCCGGGCAGCCAGGAGGUCUCCGACUGCCGCCUGGCGCUGCUGCACUUCCUGGACUUCAGCCAGAGGCAGAGUUUCGGAAAGCUGGCCAAGCUCCGCCGGGAGCAGAAGAACCUCCCCAUCUUCCAGUACCGGGACCGGAUCGUGGACACGGUGCGACGGCACCCCGUGGUGGUGGUGGCGGGGGACACGGGCUGCGGCAAAUCCACCCAAGUGCCGCAGUAUCUCCUCUCCGCGGGCUUCGCUCACAUCGCCUGCACGCAGCCGCGGCGCAUCGCCUGCAUCUCCCUCGCGAAGAGGGUCAGCUUGGAGAGUCUCAACCAGUACGGAUCAAAGGUGGGUUACCAGAUCCGCUUUGAGACCACCCGGACCCCGGCCACCAAACUGUUGUUCCUCACUGAGGGGCUGCUGCUCCGACAGAUCCAGCAGGACAAAUCGCUGUCUCAGUACCAGGUGCUGAUCGUGGACGAGGUCCACGAGAGGCACCUCCACUGUGACUUCCUUCUCGGGGUCCUGCGCUCCCUGCUGUCUGAGCACUCAGAUCUGCGUCUCAUCCUCAUGUCAGCCACCAUCAACAUCAAGCUUUUCUCUGACUAUUUCAAUAGUGCUCCUGUGCUGCAGGUACCAGGCAGGCUGUUUCCUAUACAGGUGAUAUAUCAGCCCAUUCCGACUGAGGAGCAGCCGUCGCGCUCGGAGAAACUGGAUCCCAGACCGUACCUGCGCAUCCUGCAGGGCAUCGAUCAGCGCUACCCUCCAGAGGAGCGCGGCGACCUGCUCCUCUUCCUCAGCGGUGUGGCUGAGAUUUCCGCCAUCCAAGAGGCCUGUCAGGUCUACGCCACACACACGCGCCGCUGGAUCGUCCUGCCGCUGCACAGCACCCUCUCCCUGGCCCAGCAGGAUAAGGUGUUUGACAUUGCUCCUCCUGCAGUUAGAAAGUGCAUCAUCUCUACCAAUAUUGCUGAGACUUCAGUUACAAUAGAUGGAGUACGCUUUGUCGUGGACUCGGGGAAAGUAAAAGAGAUGAGUUUUGAUCCAAAGGCCAAGAUGCAGCGCCUGCAGGAGUUCUGGAUCAGUCGAGCCAGCUCUGAGCAGAGGAAAGGUCGAGCCGGUCGCACAGGUCCAGGAGUCUGUUACCGUCUGUACGCAGAGUCCGAUUACGAUAACUUUGCACCGUAUCCGGUGCCUGAAAUCCACAGAGUGGCCCUGGACUCACUCAUUCUUCAGAUGAAGAGCAUGUGUCUUGGAGAUCCGCUUUCUUUUGUGUUCAUCGAUCCCCCUCCAGCCGCUAGUAUCCAGACUGCUGUUACUUAUCUCAAAGAGCAGGGAGCACUGGACAGUCGAGGUGAACUGACCUCUAUCGGGAGUUUGCUGGCACAACUGCCUGUGGACGUGGUCAUAGGGAAGAUGCUGGUGCUGGGCUCCUUGUUUAAGCUGGUGGAUCCCGUGUUGACCGUAGCAGCAGCCCUUAGUGUUCAGUCGCCUUUCCUGCGCAGCGCGCAGCACAACCCAGACUGUGGCACCGCACGCCAGCCCCUGCAAAGCAACCACGGGGACCCCUUCACCCUGCUCAACACCUUCAAUGCCUGGGUGGAGGUGAAGGGAGAGAGAGGUGGUGGCUCAAGAAAGUGGUGCAGAAGGAGAGGCCUGGAGGAGCAGCGUCUGUACGAAAUGGUCAACCUACGCAGACAGUUCAAGGAACUGCUGAGGAGCCACGGCCUGCUGGAAUCGGAGAGCAGCACUCCCUCUGGUGGUGACCGCGGGCAGCGCAGGCAGAGGCUAACAGAGAGGAGGAAGCUGCAUCAGCUGAAGAGAGAUCACGAGCAGCAGGAGAGUGGCAAACGUAAAGUCCUGAGGAUGGACGAGGGCCAGGACGGAGAGUUCUCCUCAGGUUCAGACACCGAGGAAGCCGGCAAAGGCAAGAAGGACAAGGCGGGAACGGGGCAGGACUUGGACAUACAGGAUGUGAAGUUCAAGUUGCGUCACAACGUGUCAGAGCUGCAGAAUGCGGCCAGCGUCAGUCAGGACAUGUCCUCACGCCAGCAGGCUCUGCUCAAGCUGCUGCUUUGCCGUGGCCUCUACCCUCAGCUGGCACUGCCUGAUGAACACAACUCCACCCGCAAGGACUCGGACCAGGUGUUUCACACGAGGAAUAAGCAAGGAGUGGUGAUCCACCCAACUAGUGUGUUUGCCAGCGACCCAGAGGUGUUACAAGUGCCCGAGGAUGACAGCGGAGAAAUGGGACCUGAUAGACGGGACAGCAGCAGACACCAGCUGCUUGCCUUCGUCACUCUGUUGGAGACCAACAAGCCAUAUUUGUCCAACUGCGUGCGGGUUCCAGCACUGCAAGCUCUGCUGCUGGUAGCGAACUCUGUGGACAGCAACGCUGACUGCACACGUCUGGUGGUGGAUGGCUGGCUGGAGGUGGAGCUGAGGGAGCCGGAGGAGGCCAUGAAAGUCUUCUCCACAGCUCUAACGCUCCGAGCUGAGUGGGAGCGCCUCCUGUUGGUCCAGCUGGGACAGAGCACAAUGGGGGGACCUGAGGUCCAGGGGGUGUCCCGUAAAGUCUUGGAGAAGCUGAGCGAAGGCCUGGUCCGCUUCCUGCUCUACACGGAGGUAACUUACAGCCUACGGCGACUCACGGCCUUCCAGACCCAGAACCUGUACAUCGGCCCUCGACCUCAGUCUGAUCACCACGAAGCCACCGAUGUGAACCCGCUGUUUCCAGGAGUCGAGGCCAAGCCGCACCCCAUUAAAGGAGGCCUGCGUGUCACCAGCUUCUUCAACUACAACUGUCUGGCUGACUCCAGGGAUCUCUACAGUGAGUGUUUACGCACUUUCUGGAGCUGUCCCAACUGUGACCUCUACAUGCCUCUGACUCCUCUGGAACGCAUGCAGCACGAGGCCUCCUGCAGGCCAGCCGGAGAAGAGCGGCAGCCAGAAGAAGAGGCAGAAGGUGGAAAGGCAGUUUCCUCCUCAAUGUCCAGUCUCACCAGAGUUUAUCACUGUGACGUUUGUGACGAAGACCUGACCCUCACGUCCACGGAGAUCCUCAAACACAAAAGGCAGCACAUGUAUUCUGCCAAGUAGCCGACGUCCUAAAGAACAACAGCUAUACGCAACCCGUCACUGAUGAAAGAUUUCAGUUCAUAGAACUUUUUUGUAUUUGUGUCACUGUUUUUCUUCUCAUUUAUACUAGAGGGAUUUUAAUAAAGUGCUAUUACUUUACUCUAA
This is a messenger RNA of Gasterosteus aculeatus aculeatus (three-spined stickleback), 3823 nucleotides long. It is a transcript of the gene dhx34, whose product is annotated as DEAH (Asp-Glu-Ala-His) box polypeptide 34. Gene Ontology annotation, molecular function: ATP binding; RNA binding; helicase activity. Lineage: Eukaryota; Metazoa; Chordata; Actinopteri; Perciformes; Gasterosteidae. The record is from RefSeq and is a predicted model, not a curated record. Gene Ontology annotation, cellular component: intracellular anatomical structure.